Vicia faba (fava bean) is the source of this 378-nucleotide messenger RNA. NCBI's taxonomy places the organism in Eukaryota, Viridiplantae, Streptophyta, Magnoliopsida, Fabales, Fabaceae. The record is from the annotation of a GenBank genome assembly.
AUGUCUUCAUCUUCAUCUCCUUCCGAGAGCAUUCAUGUUUCAUCAAGCAGCUCUCAACAUGCAGAAAGAUAUGUCGUUCUUGAAAGAAUAACGCUCAUACCUGUUGAUAGCUUGGGAGUGAAGCAAAAGAAAAGGCAAGCAGGAGAAGGCCCCUCUGCAUGUCCUCAAAAGAAGAAGAAGAAAUAUUCAGGUACAUCCACUGAAACAAUUUCAAUUUGUGAUUAUGUACGUAUAUCACCAUCUGAUGAACCCCAAACUCUAGGAGAUAUAGAGGUAGACAUAGACCUCACCAUUCCUUCUGAACCCCUCCAAAAUAAUCCUCAAAUGGAUCAAGUUCUAUCUGACAUAUACAAUUUUGAUACUGUAGUCCCCACAUAA